AGUGUGAUCAGGAAUGCUAAAUGCCAGCGUAUUCAGAAUAAAUACAGCACUCAACCUUCAGCUUCGUUAUCAAGGGGACAGCUGCUUUUCAGCAAGAAUAAUUUUGUCACCUAGGAAAAAUGACUUAUCAUUAGCGAGUUUUUUUCCCCAGUGGAAAUUGCAGUUUGACACCACUGUUGUUCAACUUGGUUUUGUCUUGGUGACUGGCAGUAGAAGCAAGUCCCCAGAAGAAACAUAAAAGUUUUUAGACAGACUUUUGCAAAAUACCUAUUCCUAAUGCCUCUGGGUUGGUUAGGUUUGUUUUACUUUAUGCUUUCUCAUUUAUUAAAAACCUUGCAGGUCUUCUGUAAUUAACACUGGAUGCAGUGAAGUAAUCAGAUGUAGUAUUGUGAGUUGUAACUGCUCUAAAUGUUUUGGUAAAAAAAUCACUCAAAAAAGUUGUAGUGUUUUGUAUGUGGCAACAUAAGCCAUUUUUUUUUGCACAAGACCUAAAAAAUUGAAAUUUCAUCUGCUCCCAGAAUAUAUUGCAAGAUGAUACCUCUUUCGCAAUCAUCUCAGUUGCUGACCUGUUUCCAUAUACAGAUUUUUUCAUUCUUUUUAGUGAUUUUGUAUGUGUUCUAAUACUUGCAAGUUAAAAUUGUUUCCAUGUGCCUGUAAGGGAGCAAAAAUGACAGUUAGUCCAUCAUGAACCUUUUGGUUUUCCUUCUGCAGUCAUAGUUCUAUAGGUAUUAAUUAUGCUGUCAUUGCAUCCCACUAGUUUGUGUACAUGAGACUGCCAUUGCUUUUCACAUUUAUUCACUUCCAAGGGUUUGGUGCUGUCUGCCAGCAAAGUUGGAUACUACAUAUCGGAAUUCGGAGGAAGGAGUAAUGGGCUGGAAGGUUAGAGGAGAAUGUGGUGAAAUCAGCUGUGAGGGUAAGGUGAUGCUAGAAGUUGCAAGAUGCACUGUCUUUAAAAGAGAGUGUGGGAUAUUUGAUGACAGUUUACAGGUUCUGUGGUUCUGCCUGUGGGCUGAAAGCUGGUGCAGCCAACAGCUCUUCAGGCCUCCUCAUGAAUUGGGAAGCACUGGUUCUCUGGAGUGCUGUUUAGGAAUCUCCAGACUUGCUUUUUGUCACAUCUAAGGACUGAUCCAGACCAGCCUUCUGUAGCCUGACAGCCUGUGCUCUGAAUUGCUGACAGGACAGCACCCACAGCAGCUCUGGUGGGUGUUCCUUUUGUGUGUGUGCGUGAAUGUGUUUUCAUUAAAAUACUCCCUACAAGUCUUGCUUCGUGUAUGCUAGGACAAGAUUUGGGGAAGGUAGAUGAAUUCCAGGUGUCCUCUCCAAGGUUUAAAGAGGACAUUUUAAGUCAGUUUGUGGCACCAUUUAGUGUCUUGCAUCUGCAAACUCUGUAAAAAGAGGGAAAUUGUUGCUGUCCUGGUGUGACCUGUGUGUUUUACUGUGACUGCAUCUCCCUGGGGGAGGGAUCUUACCUGCACAAGUAUGUGGUGCUUGAACUCUUAAAUUUCAAAUUUGAAUUGCUGACUUGCAAAGCCUUUUUCCUGCAUUUCAACUCCCUAAUGGUUUGCUUACAUCGCAUCCGUCUAUUAGAGUCCCAGUAGGUCCUUUCUGCAGAUGGAAAUGGGAAUCUCUGCCACUGAGGGUUUACAGUCCAGCAAAGUUCAUGCUUGUCAGUGAGCAUUUGCAAAAAUGAAGGACAGGAGGAUUUGGAAGGAUGUAAUUUCCUUCGCUGCUUAGCAGGGUCUGACUUAAUUUCCAUUUUCAAACUUUGCUUGAGGUAAGAUUAAGGCUGUAGACAAGUCUAGGAAGGCUUAACCUAUUUAAAUAAUACAGUUGAUGGUUGAAAUGUUAAUGCAGAAUGGCUUUAGGAGGGGAUUCAGUUUUGUGAGUGGACCCUGAGAUCUUCCCCCUGCCUGCGGCUCCUUUGGUGGGGUGGAAUGUCACCCCAGCCCCUUCCCAUUGGCCCAGUGUGUUUGUCCAGGUGUCUGCCUCUUCCAUAAAAGCCUGGAAUCAUCAGACCUUGCACACAUUCCUCAAGUGCUGUGGCAAAGAAUAAUGACACAACGUGUUUAUUUAGUGGUUUUACUUUUGUGUCUCAGCUUAAUGUGUCCUCUUGCAACUGGAAUUUUUAUGGACAAGCUUUCCAGCAAGAAGCUGUGUGCUGAUGAUGACUGUGUCUACACUAUUUCCCUCGCCAGAGCAGAAGAGGAUUAUAAUGCUUCAGACUGCAGAUUCAUCAAUAUUAGAAAAGGGCAGUUGAUCUAUGUUUACUCAAAACUAGUGAAAGAAAAAGACUCUGGAGAAUUCUGGGCUGGAAGUGUUUAUGGAGAACAGUAUGAAGACCAUAUGGGGACAGUUGGUUAUUUCCCUAGGAGUUUAGUCUCAGAGCAACAUGUCUAUCAAGAAGCAAAUAAGACUGUUCCUACAACGGACAUUGAUUUCUUCUGUGAAUAGCACUGAAAGCAGUCAGGCAAUCUUUCAGCUGCUACCAGGGAAAGCUGCUGGGAGGAAACCGGGGCACCCUCCCUGCACACAGAGUUCUGCCCAUAAUAGAUGUUUGUGGAACAAGUAAUCUUUCUCCAAAAUAAUAAAAUUUUCAUUUAAAGAGAGUGAUUUGGGAUAGGGACCCAGUCCCACAUAGGAUUUGUUCUUUAGAAAUUUUUUUACCCGCAUAUGCUUUGCUACUUGUUAAUAAAGAUGAUAGCCUUUG
Molecule: messenger RNA, 2707 nt
Organism: Neopelma chrysocephalum (saffron-crested tyrant-manakin)
Lineage: Eukaryota; Metazoa; Chordata; Aves; Passeriformes; Pipridae
Gene: OTOR
Product: otoraplin
Exons: 4
Coding region: 2053-2451 (132 amino acids)
Biological process (GO): cartilage condensation
Molecular function (GO): protein binding
Source: RefSeq, a predicted model, not a curated record